AUGCCUCUGUCCCAGGACAACAUUGAGGCUAUUUGGGCGUGGGUGGAAGGAGAUGGGUGUGCCAUAGGUGGCAUUUACAGCCAAGAUGGAGACUUAAGCUCCCAGUUGGCAAAAGCACUGUGCGAGGACACGAGUGGCCACUCCAUGCCUAAAGUCCUCUACGUGCGCACGACGCCGCUGGAGGCGUGUCUCCUGGAGCAGGAAAUCGUCCAAGCCAUGCCGGAGGCGGGAGGGUAUACAGGUGUUUGGUCAGGGGAGGAUGACGUGCCCGAUGUGGCCUUGACUACCUACGCUGUCCUCCACAACUACCUUCGAACUCAUACGGGCCGGCAGCAACCCAUGUUCGAGGGGCCAACACUUGUCGUGUUCGAGCACGAAAUAGGCGUCUGGGUAGAGGGCCUCAUCACGCGGGACAUGCUUGCGUUGGUGGCUGCGAAGCUUGCGGAGGAUGAAGACGGCCCCUGGAUCAAGAUCCUCGGUCUUUCGUACUCUUCGAAUCCACAGGAAUGGCUUCAGCACCCCAUCCGGCUCAUGGGAGACCGGGACGGACGGCUCUCACUGGAUAUCCUUGUCGCUCCCGAGGAUCAGGUCAACGGCGGUAGCUUGCGGAAAGCCGUAUGGGACAGAGAUGGCAUUGAGGCAUGCGCGGUUGAAAUCGCCCACAAGUUGAAGGCGAAUCUGAAUGUGGUUGUUUUCUCCACUCCGGCAAGGUUCGGCGCCCUCUGUGAUGCAGUCGAGGGCUUACAUGCCGGAGAGUUUACAGCCUUGAAGGAUUUCUUCUCGGAGUGGCCUCAGGUUCAACUCUCGGGCAAGGCCCUUCCAGUAUUCACCCAAGCUGAAACCUUGGGGCACUUAAUCCGCAUGCCCCACGACGGGUACCCCUGUGGACUGCCUUUCGAGCGGAUUGGUGUGGUUGUGAUUAUGCCCCCAGGGAAAAAGCCUGUGUACAGCGAAGAGGCACGAGUCUGCUUGAGGUCCAGCAUAUCACUCACCCAGCCACAGUUUUGGAUCGAGUCAACCUUGAGAAGCUCUGGGCAAUCCUCGCCCUCUGUGGUUUGUUUCGUUGGGGACACAGAGAGCCUUCCAAAGUGCGCCAAUCACUUGGUCAAUAGGGAGGACGACUAUCUGGCGGGCUGGCUCUUCACAAUCAUGACCUACCCAGGCCGGCCCAUAGAGGAGCUCCCUUUCUUCGGGGCCCUCUCAAGCCCGACCUACUCCCGUGACUGCCUCGGUCAGCUGCAGGUCAUGGGACUGAUUGAGCCUGGAAGUGACAGAAUGGGUUUCGUGCACACGGAGCAAGGGGCCCGUGUAAUGUGGGCUGAUGAAUAUCUGGCCAAUAUCAGCCUGUCUGGUAUAUCAGCAUUGGCAGAUGUCAGUAUGCACCUGGGAGGCAACAUGGCUAGGUCAGCCGCCCGUCUGAUCUUGCUUCUGGAGCAUUACCCUACAACGGUCAAAGUUAUCGCCCGACAAGGAGAUGCAACCUCAGGGGAUGACUUUGGGUUGAUGCUGCAGGAACUGGCAGUUUCGUCGAGGAAUGGUGGGCCUGGCAGGAAGCACGUUGACCGAGGCUCUCUGUGGGCGGCGUGGGUGGCUUUCGAGGGCGCGUCCUCGGGAAUGGACUUGUCGCACGGUAAUUUCGAACAAGUCUUUACCGAUCCCGAGAUCUUCCCCAAGAUGAAGAAGCCUUCAUUUUUCCUUCGAGCCACUGGGCUGCGUGGCUUCUUGGAAGAUUUGGCUUUUUGGGAACAGAAGCUUGGUCUUGAUCCUCUUCACAGGAACGACUGGGCCGAUUUCCAAUUGUCCGAUUCAGACGCGGACGCCAUCCAAGAUAUCAUGGCCAGGGCAUACUACCCAUAUCUAUUGGAUGUCCCUGUCGAGCUCAAGGACGGCAGCAGCUUGAAAGACAGCCUCGGCGCCUCGCUCUUCCGUUCCAGGUCCAUUGUGCGAGGCACGAGCCCCAUGUAUAACUUUUACAAGAGGCUGUGGGCUGAAAGUGCGAGAGAGAAGGCCCCAACGCAGUCUAGGCACCUAUACGCAGGAGUGUCAACCCCGGCGUUGGUGUUGGGAGACAUGGGAAAUGAAAUCACAGCAAAUGCUGUGAUGGUAAUUCCGUAUGGGACGGCAUUGGCCGUCGACAAAAACGGGGCGGAUAAGUGGGCCAGGAGGAAUUCUGGGCUGUGA
Molecule: messenger RNA, 2181 nt
Organism: Diaporthe citri
Lineage: Eukaryota; Fungi; Ascomycota; Sordariomycetes; Diaporthales; Diaporthaceae
Exons: 1
Coding region: 1-2181 (726 amino acids)
Source: RefSeq, a predicted model, not a curated record